UUUUACUGGGGUUAAUAUACGCCCAUACUAUAUAAAUUCAACCUUUACAAUAAUCAGGCUACAAUUACUAAAGACGUUAAGGAAUCACCAUGGGCUCAUUCAAAGUUAUUUUGCUCAUAGCAGCAAUUGCCGUGUUGCUAUCAAUAGUCGCUGCUCAGUUCGGUGGUCGUUCUAACGGCUUCGGAGGAGGUUUCGGGGGACGACCAGGUUACGGUGGCGGCUUCGGCGGUCGCCCAGGCUUCGCAGGUGGUUUUGGAGGUCGACCAGGUUACGGAGGUGGUUUUAGAGGUCAACCAGGUUACGGAGGUGGUUUCGGCGGCCGACCAGGUUACGAAGGUGGUUUCGGCCAAAGAGGUUUCGGCCCAGGUUUUGGAUAAAUAUAAAUGACUAUGGCUUGAUUUGUAUUUUUAUGUAUUUGCAAUAAAAAUGAUUCUAAUCUAAA
Molecule: messenger RNA, 442 nt
Organism: Manduca sexta (tobacco hornworm)
Lineage: Eukaryota; Metazoa; Arthropoda; Insecta; Lepidoptera; Sphingidae
Product: H/ACA ribonucleoprotein complex subunit GAR1
Exons: 2
Coding region: 90-377 (95 amino acids)
Source: RefSeq, a predicted model, not a curated record